AUGUCUAAUUAUCAUUGCUUUGUUUCUUCAGCUACAGAACCUUGGCCAGAAAAUGCUACAUUAUAUCAGCAACUGAAAGGGGAGCAAAUUUUGCUUUCUGACAAUGCAGCUUCUCUUGCUGUGCAGGCCUUUUUGCAGAUGUGUAAUCUGCCUGUCAAAGUGGUUUAUAGGGCAAAUGCAGAAUAUAUGUCUCCAUCUGGUAAAGUACCUUUUAUUCAUGUGGGAAAUCAAGUAGUCUCAGAACUUGGUCCAAUAGUCCAAUUUGUUAAAGCCAAGGGCCAUUCUCUUAGUGAUGGGUUGGAUGAAGUCCAAAAAGCAGAAAUGAAAGCUUACAUGGAAUUAGUCAACAAUAUGCUGUUGACUGCAGAGUUGUAUCUUCAGUGGUGUGAUGAAGCUACAGUAGGGGAGAUCACUCAUGCUAGGUAUGGAUCUCCUUACCCUUGGCCUCUGAAUCAUAUUUUGGCCUAUCAGAAACAAUGGGAAGUCAAACGUAAGAUGAAAGCAAUUGGAUGGGGUAACAAGACUCUGGAUCAGGUCUUAGAGGAUGUGGACCAGUGCUGUCAGGCUCUUUCUCAAAGACUAGGAACACAACCAUAUUUCUUCAAUAAACAGCCUACUGAACUCGAUGCACUGGUAUUUGGUCAUCUAUAUACCAUUCUAACCACACAGUUGACCAAUGAUGAACUGUCUGAGAAGGUCAAAAACUAUAGCAACCUCCUGGCUUUCUGUAGAAGAAUUGAACAGCACUAUUUUGAAGAUCGUGGUAAAGGCAGGUUGUCUUAGAGAUAUGUUAGUUAUUAUUUCUUUAAAGAUCUGAUUUUUGAAAUAUGUGUUACUUGAUAGAUAUAAUAGAUAUUGAUAUCAGAAUUUUAAACGAAAACCAAUUUUUUGAAACCUCAAAACAAAUUAUAUAAUGUAUCCUGUACAUGUUCUUUGUACUGUUAUUUGUGUACUGUUAUUGAACUAUUUCAUUUGACAUAUUGUACUCUACAUCUUGAAGUUUUUGUUCCCUUAUAAACAUAUAAAAAUAAAGCUUAAACAACUGUACAGUUGUUAUAUUUACUUUCCUUUGAUCUUUCUGAAGUUGUUCACUGGGCUUUAUAUAUAUGGAAUAAACAGUGUCUUUUCUACAGCAAGUAUUUGGUGUUACAUACUCUUGAGAUUACUUCACUAGAUACAUGAUGAUGAAACUGGUCAUGUGAAAAAUGUUCUUCACAUCUAAAUUGAAUUGAAGAACAUUUCAUCAGAGCAGCUAUGACUUAAUUUGAUAAAAGAAUGGGUUGAAGGACCUUAUUUCUUUUGAGACAAGAAUAUUUUAAUAAUGCUCUUUUAUUUCUUUUUUGGAAAAGGAAGGAUAGUUUUCACAGAAGUAUUGGUGAGGAUUUAUAUAUAGACAUUAAGAAUUAUAUGUUGUGCUUGUCUCAAAUUUUCUAAUAUUUUGUUUUUGAUAAAACCAGUGAUGCCAUAAAGAUUUAAAAAUUUUGUUAAAAAUGUCUAAAUAGUGGUACUUUCAUAUUUUCUUCUUUAAGUACCAGGGAUUUUUGACUGAUUUAACCCUUAAAAAAAUGCUAUCAUGGUUGUCCCCAGUUUACAAAUAAGGAAGUGGAGACACAGACAGGAUAAUACCUUGCCCCAAGGAUAUAGUUUGUAAAUGGUUGAGUUGGAAUUCAAACCCAGGCAAUCUGAUAUCAAUUGGCUUCCUUUGCCUUUUUUUUCCUCUUAAGAUUAUAGAUUUAUACGAUAUAAAGGAUAUAUUAGGUUCUUCUUGUCAAAACCCCACAUAAACUUUGAGUACUCUGUGAACUAUAGUGCUAUCACUAGCUUUUCUGGAAUAAUUUUGUAAUGUGUAAUAUUAAAAUUAAAAAGUCCCUUGUUACCUGUGUUUUUGCAAUUUUUAUAACUGGUCUUUGUUUAGAUGGUUUGCAUAUAAUGCAUUUCUUUUACUAUUGCAAUCACAUUUAUUUAAUUGGAUAAAUAUUAUACCUUAGUUUGCCGAGUUUAAUUUUUUUUCUUUUUGAGUUUUUUGCAUAAUUAUACCAUAUCACCAGGGGUUGUGAUAUUUUAAUCUUAAUGAUUACACUUGGCUGUAUUCUUAUUGUAAUAUGAGGAACAUUGGUAAACAUUGGUUACUUAUUCUAAGAUAAGGUAUUUAUAUUUAAUAUAUGUGGAUCACUCAGAGAGGGCUUAUUUUUUCCUAGUGUUGAGGAAUUACUGUCAAAAUCAAAUGCAUUAGAAAGUAGAAAAUUGUAUGUCCUAUUUUGAUGAUUCAGUUUCUUGCAUUUAUUCUUUAAAUCCUUCAUCUUUUAAAUCUGAGUCUAUAAAGCCAAAUCAUAAUAGCUAAAAAUUAUCAUUGAAAAGCCACUGUGGGACAAGAGUUAAAUGUUUUUUACUCUCAAAGUACUUGUAUAUAUGUUGUGAAUUUCAAGAUAAGUAGCAUGUAUCCUAUGUAAAUAAAAAUUUAAAUCAUAA
This is a messenger RNA of Marmota flaviventris (yellow-bellied marmot), 2469 nucleotides long. Lineage: Eukaryota; Metazoa; Chordata; Mammalia; Rodentia; Sciuridae. The record is from RefSeq and is a predicted model, not a curated record.